Messenger RNA from Pseudopipra pipra, 1005 nucleotides. RefSeq names its product early activation antigen CD69-like. The transcript is spliced from 3 exons. NCBI's taxonomy places the organism in Eukaryota, Metazoa, Chordata, Aves, Passeriformes, Pipridae. The annotation marks the transcript as partial. The record is from RefSeq and is a predicted model, not a curated record.
UGGUGGAUAAGAUUGUGCUGGCAGGUGAGGAAGGAGCAGCUGCCUCAGCACAGAGGCAGCUCUGGGCACAGGGCUGGGCUCCCUUGGAGGGGAAUCCUCAGACGUUCUCCCUUUCUCUCUCCAGGAAAAAGUCAUGGAGAGAUUCCAGUUACACCUAAGGAUCCAUGCUUUGUGCCUUCUCUUGAGGCCUGGGAGCAGCACAACAGCGUCUGUUACUACCUCCUGAAAGAUGAGAGGACCUGGGAGCAGGCUCAGAAUCGAUGCUCCAAGCUCGGGGCCUCCCUGGCCGUGCUCAGUGACAAGGAAAUGGACCACAUCUUCCACCUCAAUGGCAACCUGGAUUACUGGCUCGGGCUGCGGAGACGGGGCGAGCGGCUGCAGUGGGUGGACGGCAGCAGCUACAACUCCAGGCUGGAGGUCCUUGGCAAUUCAGAGUGUGUGUACCUGGCGGACCAUAAACUCAGGAGUGAGGACUGUUCAAAGCAGCUGCCGUAUCUCUGCAGCAAACCCCAACCCCCAACCUCACCUGUAAUGGAAGUGAGGGAGAAAGGACCUUCUCUAUCCUGAAGACUCACAACUUUCCUUCUUCCACUAGCCCAGGGAUGUCCUCCUGCAGGUGAACAUUUGCUUUGUGACACAUCUCAGCACAACCUCAGGAACCUCGGUGCCUUUUGUCAUUGUCACCUCAGUAGCUGGUCUCAAGGAGGUGAACCUGCAGGGACAUGAUGUGGAAGUGGACAUGUGCCUCUGUGGACUAUGGGUUUCUUUCUCCAGAAGUUUUCCUAAUUUUCUAUGACUAUAUGUUUACACCUUAACGAUGCAGAUGUAUAACACUACGUGUGCAUAUGAAGUAUUUAUCUGCUGCUCAACACUACAUGAAUCUGUGAAUGUGAAUGUACAAUGUCCUGAUUGUGGCCUCAGCAGAGUUACUGUAUCAGUGCUGCUGCUGUGCUUCUCUCUUCUUCUCCUUUUUUACCCAUUUGUAUUAAAGUUUUUAGGACCCCA